Molecule: messenger RNA, 1326 nt
Organism: Meloidogyne enterolobii
Lineage: Eukaryota; Metazoa; Nematoda; Chromadorea; Rhabditida; Meloidogynidae
Source: the annotation of a GenBank genome assembly
UUUUGUAAAUCCACUUUAUUUGGCAUUUUGUAUUUUUUCCACUUUGACAUUAAAUCCUUCAAAAUCCUUUCAUAUUGUCUUUUUCGAUUUACUAAUUUCAAAAAACAAACCUAAAUUUCCAAACCUAAAAAUUAUUUUCCUUAACUCAAUCAAAAGGUGGGCCCGGAAAAAUCGAUUUUUCCGGUCACUACUAAAAAUCCUAUAAAAACACACCCUUUGAAUAUAUACAAAAUCUGCUAAAAAUAAAGUGAGAUUUCUUUCAUAAUGUUUGGUAGCCUUUCUUUCUAAGCUUCUUGUAAAUCUAAAUAUUGCCAAAAAAAAAGGCGAAAACCAAUUUACUUUUACUCGCCUUAUCAAAUCUUCCCUAUCCUAUUCGGUGAGACGCGUGCUGCAAACCCUCGUAUUUGUCGCGGGGUUUGCGGCGCGUGUACUUGGUAACAUAAACCUCUACCCUUUUUUGGCAUUUAUUUCGAUUUGGCAAGACAUGCGGAAACACUCUUCUCAGUUGUUUUUUAAAGCUUGUUGGCGUUAUUUUGGUCGAUAAAUAUUUCAAAAAACUGAUUUUUAAUGGCGAUUUUGUUUUCAACUUUAAAAUUAUUUUUUCUCUUUCUUAUCAUUUUUAACGUUUAUAGGUCUACAAAUUUAAUUUAUUAGCUUAAAAACAAAAGAAAAGUCAAAAGAAAAAUGGCUCGUCGUGGAAAUAACAUGUUACCAAACGCCCAUUACCACAAACAUUGGCAACGUCGAAUCAAAACUUGGUUUAAUCAACCGGCAAGAAAGCAACGUCGUCGUUUGGCAAGAAUUGCAAAAGCUGCCCGUGUUGCUCCUCGCCCAGUUGGGGGUCUUCUUCGUCCAAUCGUUCAUUGCCCAACUAUUCGUUAUAAUAGCAAGCUUCGAUUGGGACGUGGAUUUACUUUGGAGGAAUUGAAGGCUGCUGGGUUUAGUAAAUAUGAGGCAAAGUCUUUGGGAAUUGCUGUUGAUUAUAGACGUACAAAUCGUUCUGUCGAGUCUAUCGAGAGAAACGCCAAGCGUUUGAAAGAAUAUCGUUCUCGUUUGAUUAUCUUCCCGAAGAAGUUGAGCAAUCCAGAGAAGGGAGAUAGCAGUCCUGAAGAACUCAAAAUGGCAAGCCAAGUUACUGGAAAAGUUGUUAUGCCACAUAAAGAACAGAAGCGUCGUUUGAAAGCACAGCCAAUAACUGAAGAAAUGAAAAACUUCAAAGUUUAUUGCCAUUUGCGUCGUGUACGUGCUGAUGCUCGAAUGAAGGGAAAGCGUGACAAGAAGGCAAAAGAAGCUGCCGAUGAAGGACUUGGAAAGGGUGGACGUUAA